AUGGACCCAGGCACCGCACUUGGAGUAGCCUCGCUAGGCUUGGAGGUCUGCAAAAUCCUCUUGAUCUUCUAUCAAGACUUUCAGAGCCAGAACAGCGACAUCAAGGAAGUUUAUGACAGCAUCAGGCGCUUGGGGCAUCUGUUCGAACAAUGCCAGGUGGUUAUCCAAAGAGUCACUGCCAACAACGACACACGCAAGACGGUCGACGAAUGCCUGGCAGACUGUCUGGAGGACGUCAAGGAGCUGGAGAGACAGGCGAAGAAGCUCACUGGCGACCCUGACCUCAAAACAGUGUUUGACAAGCUCAAAGUUGGUGGUCGGAAACUCGCAUACCCUUUCAGACGAGGAACUCUACAACAACUGAAGGGCUUCGUUACGAACACGCUCGACAGUCUAGCAGUCGCCAUCGAUCUCCUGCAGCUUGAUAUAUCCGUGGAUGGCUCCGCCGCUUUGAAGGCACAAGUUGCAGACAUCCUGCACCAGAUGAACGCGAUAGCGAACAGCAUCAGGACCAUCGACACCACGACGCAGAUGAUCGCGAAAGAUGUCGGCACUGCACUGAGUAUUGCACAACAGCAAGAGCUCGACGCCGCUCUAAAUUGGCUCAAUGCUCCAGAUCCUUCCACAAAUCACGAAGAGGCUCGAAAAAAGCACGAGGAAGGUACCGGCGAGUGGUUCUUGGCAUCCAAGGAGUACAAGGACUGGGUCGAAGCGGAAAACCGACUAGGCCAAGCAGUCCUGGACCAGUUUGGUGCUUUCACUGACGAGACAACUGAGUAUCGGGAGUCCACUCCAUGCUCGACUAGGGAUAUUCGGGAAGCUAUGCAACGCAACCAAGCAGUUUCAGUGAGGCUGAGCGAAGAAAGCAUCAAUCCCGACAUCCAACUAUUCAUUGAACGAAGGCUUGAACGCGAUCUCAACUUUGACAGCGGAAAGAAGAGGUUCUUAUUGGAGCAUAAGACUGAGAUCAAAGAGGCAUUUGAACAAAAGGCUGGUGGAAUGUCCAGAUGGGCAUACUGCCAGCUCGAGGAAAUCAAGCGGGCGAAAUACUUCCGGAAAAUAGAGCUCUCGAAGGUACUGGCGAGGCUUCCUUCAAGCUUGGCAGAGACGUACGAGCGGAUUCUCCUUCGAUUACCUGAACAAUGCUCGCGCGAUGUGAGAAAGGCUCUCAUAUGGCUCGCCUUUUCCCGGGACCAUCUUACAGCGCAGAUGUUGACCGAAGCCUGCAUUACGUCUCCCGAUGAAAAUCCUUUUGUCGACGAAGGGAGCCGCGACACGAUGCCGGAGAUGUUGGAAGUGCUGUCUUCGCUCCUCCAAAUUGAAGGGCAGGGCGAUGGUGAAGACAAGACCGAAAAAAACCUGGCCCAACGACGAGUACAACUGGCACAUUUUUCGGUGAAGGAAUUUCUGGUCGAUUCUCGAACAGAAAACGGGCCGGCAAGCUUUUUUUAUCUGGACAUCGGAACGGCUCAGGAUUUCCUCGCGCAAAGCUGCUCGGCCUACAUGAUUCAUUGCUAUGAGCAUCAUCGCGGCUCAGCAUCGAGCCGCAAUGAGCAACCGCUGCUGAAAUAUGCCUGCGACUACUGGAUUUCUCAUAAAAGGGCAGCAGAACAACGGCCAGUCCACACCCUGACGCACCAGCAUCACUUACGAGUGCUCCAAGACUCGAGAAUCCUAGUAUGGUGGCAUCGCUUGAGCGGGAUCAGGGUUUGUGGGUCCUGGCCGCCAUUAGUACUCGCGGCUUUUUGCAACUUGCCAAGAACGUGCCUCCAUCUGGUGCAGCAGACCAGAGCUCCUGAUGUCGAGGGUCCCGGAGAUCCUUCCAAUCCUAAGCUCUUUGAGAGACCUGGCCAAACAGGGUCACCUCUCUCGACCGCUGCUAGGAACGGAUAUAUGGGGAUUGUGGAACUGCUAUUCGAACACGAUGCGGACCCAAACUUCACACCGAGAUUUCCGCCACUGGUUUCUGCAGUUUUGGGACGAAAUGACGACAUCGCACGUAUCCUGCUCCGUCAGCCGACCGUCGAUGUAAGUUCAGCACUUCCAAAUGGUUCCUCUGCUUUGCACCAUGCCUGUCGAAUAGGACAUACCAGUCUAGCCAUGGAGUUGAUCAGAAGAGAAGCGGACGUCCACUCUCGAACUAGUUAUAGGGAAACGCCUCUUCUAGUAGCAUGUGGUCAUAACGCCAGCCCACAGUUGAUUCGUGUAUUGGUCGAUGCCGGUAGCGACGUCACAGUUAGAAACACGCAUGGCGAUUCGACGAUCCACCAGGCUGCUUUAGCUUGUCGAGAUGACACUGCGGACGAGACAACGUUUAUGGAGAGAGCUGGUAUUUUGAUUCGCCAUGGGUGUCCAGUUGAUUCACGCAACGCGACUGGGGCUACAGCACUGCAUGCUGCCGCUUCCACAGGCAACUCCCGCGUCGUGAAAGUUUUGAUCCGCCUAGGUCUGGACGUCAAUACGAUUGAUCUUGCCAAAUCCACACUCUUAUGGAAGCUGUCGGCAAGUUCCCGCGGGAGCACAACCCAGAAUGGAGUGGAAAGCGUAGCGACACUGUUGAGCCGAGGCGCUGACGUCGACCCCCACUCGCACGAUGCAUCCGUACCUACGCCUCUGGAAGUUGCGUGCCAACACAAGCAUAUCACAGAGAUCGAGCUGCUCAUGGACAACGGCGCGGAGACACGGCGUCCCCUGGCUGUGGUAGAGCGGGGCGGACAUGGAGACAGUGUUACAAGUAAAGAGGAACGCGACAAAGCCCGCGCUGUUGCGAGGCUACUUUGA
Molecule: messenger RNA, 2781 nt
Organism: Zasmidium cellare ATCC 36951
Lineage: Eukaryota; Fungi; Ascomycota; Dothideomycetes; Mycosphaerellales; Mycosphaerellaceae
Exons: 5
Coding region: 1-2781 (926 amino acids)
Molecular function (GO): protein binding
Source: RefSeq, a predicted model, not a curated record